CGCCGCGGUCUUUCCCGCCCCAGGUUCCUGUGAAUCCCGGGCGGCCCCGGCCACCGUGCAAAAUCUGCCUCUUUCGUAUCCAACUUCUUCAGACUUCCAGCCCCGAAACUGGGACCUCAAGAGAUGGCUGCCCAGUGUGUCACGAAGGUGGAGCUGAAUGUUUCCUGUGACAAUCUUUUGGAUAAAGACGUAGGGUCAAAGUCAGACCCUUUGUGUGUGUUAUUUUUGAAUACGAGUGGUCAACAGUGGUAUGAGAUUGAACGCACAGAAAAGAUUAAGAAUUGCUUGAGUCCCAAAUUUUCCAAGACAUUUAUUAUUGAUUACUACUUUGAAGUGGUUCAGAAAUUGAAAUUUGGGAUUUAUGACAUCGACAACAAAACUAUUGAACUGAAUGAUGAUGACUUCUUAGGAGAAUUUGAAUGUACCUUGGGACAAAUUGUUUCCAGUAAGAAGCUAACUCGACCACUGGUGCUUAAAAAUGGCAGACCUGCAGGCAAAGGGAGCAUUACAAUUUCAGCUGAAGAAAUAAAGGAUAACAGAGUGGUCUUGUUUGAAAUGGAAGCAAGAAAACUGGAUAAUAAGGAUCUAUUUGGAAAGUCAGAUCCAUACCUGGAAUUCCAUAAGCAGUCAUCUGAUGGAAACUGGAUAAUGGUGCAUCGAACAGAGGUUAUUAAAAACAACUUGAAUCCUGUUUGGAGGCCUUUUAAAAUCUCUCUUAACUCUCUGUGCUAUGGAGAUAUGGACAAAACCAUUAAGGUAGAGUGUUAUGAUUAUGACAAUGAUGGGUCACAUGAUCUCAUUGGAACAUUUCAAACCACCAUGACUAAACUGAAAGAUGCCUCCAGAAACUCACCUAUUGAAUUUGAAUGCAUAAAUGAAAAAAAGAGGCAAAAGAAGAAAAGCUACAAAAAUUCAGGUGUUAUCAGUGUGAAACAGUGUGAGAUAACAGUGGAAUGCACGUUCCUUGACUAUAUCAUGGGAGGAUGUCAACUGAAUUUUACUGUGGGAGUGGACUUCACUGGCUCCAAUGGCGACCCGAGGUCUCCUGACUCCCUUCAUUUCAUCAGCCCCAAUGGCGUUAAUGAGUAUUUGACUGCUAUCUGGUCUGUGGGACUGGUCAUUCAAGAUUAUGAUGCUGAUAAGAUGUUUCCAGUUUUUGGUUUUGGAGCUCAGAUACCUCCACAAUGGCAGGUAUCACAUGAAUUUCCAAUAAACUUUAAUCCAUCAAGUCCCUACUGUAAUGGAAUCCAAGGCAUUAUAGAGGCAUAUAGGGCUUGCCUUCCUCAGAUUAAACUCUAUGGACCAACUAAUUUUUCACCAAUCAUAAAUCACGUGGCAAGGUUUGCUGCUGCAGCUACACAACAACAGACAGCUUCUCAAUACUUUGUGCUGUUGAUCAUUACUGAUGGUGCAAUCACAGACCUUGAUGAAACCAGACAAGCUAUAGUUAAUGCUGCCAAGUUGCCAAUGUCCAUCAUCAUUGUUGGAGUUGGAGGUGCUGACUUCAGUGCCAUGGAGUUCCUGGAUGGCGAUGGUGGGAGUCUCCGUUCCCCAUCAGGGGAGGCUGCCGUCCGAGAUAUCGUCCAGUUUGUGCCUUUCAGACAGUUCCAGAAUGCUCCAAAAGAAGCACUUGCUCAGUGUGUCUUGGCAGAGAUUCCCCAGCAGGUGGUGGGCUACUUCAACACAUACAAACUCCUUCCUCCAAAGAGACCAGAUAGAAAAUAAAAGUUGCUGUGUGUGGUCAUCUCAGCCGAAUUCCUUUGUGCUUUGUGCAGCAGUGGAUUCAUCUCUCACCCAAAAUCAUGAAUGUGUCAUUUUGUGUACUUUUCAACUUCAGCAUUUAUGAUGUACGCCUAGUUCUCCAUGGAUUAUAUCUGUUCAAUGCAUCCUUUUUUAUUUUUUUUAGGAGACUGUGCCAAGUUAAUCUUUGGCAAAUCAAUUCAGUGAUUGCCAGUGAUUUAUAAUAAUUGCAGUGAGGUUAUUGGAUUAGAAAGUCUGGGGAAAGCUGAUUUUGUUGUUGUUGUUUAUUUUCAUAUGAUGAAGAUGCUGUUCUUGAAUGAUUGUUAAAAGAAAGAAUGAAAAAUUGUUAGGAUGAUGUGAUUUGCAGAUUUCUGAGUUUUUUUUUUUUUUUUUUUUUGCUCUAGGGAGUAUAUAUUUUGCAAGCCAAUGUUCACACUUGAUUAAAAGAAUCUUUAAUAAGAUAAUGCUGAAUUAUUCCUAUAACUCUGAUUCACUGCUUUUCCAUGGGGUAAAAAAAAAAACACCUUCACUUGCCCCUGAAUUUUGCUGCAGUUUAAAAACUGCAACAUGUAUUUGCAUAGGACUUCAUGAAAAGUAUUGAUUGUGAGAAGGUAACGCAUUUAUUCAGUUUUUAAAAUGUACAAUCAAGUAAAAAGAAACUGAUGUACACCAUUUUCAUUUGCCUUUCUAGAUUUUUUUAUUUUGAUUGUGAAAUACUGUAAACAUGGUCAGAUUUGGCCUUCUGUAUCAUUGAUGGUAUGGGACACUUAGAAUUCUGUAGAUGCUAAGAUGAAAGAUUGUCCCGGAUUUUACACGAUUAGCUUAUUUUAUUUGGGAUUUAUUAAAAAAUGGUUAGGACUACUUUGACCAGGAAAACCAUGGGGACCAAACAUCAAAAGGGAAAUUCAGAAUUCCAUUCCCUUUUAACUAAUUAAAGACUUUACUUAUUAAAAAGGCAAUUUUUGUACUUUCCUAGCUAAGGUCACAUACACUGUUGUGUAUACAAUAAUUUAUACAUUUUUUCCCUUUUUUUAUAUAGCAUUUUUAGUAUGAUUUUAAAACUCAUACUGGUUAUCUGUUAGUCAAAAUCACAUUUACAUUUUACUCAUGUGUUAUUUCGUAAGCCCAGAAUGUAUCAUAUUAAACAUAAAAUCUGUUGUAACUUUGAAAAAAAAAAAAGUUUUCCA
Messenger RNA from Choloepus didactylus (southern two-toed sloth), 2927 nucleotides. It is a transcript of the gene CPNE3, whose product is annotated as copine 3. Gene Ontology annotation, molecular function: calcium-dependent phospholipid binding; receptor tyrosine kinase binding. Gene Ontology annotation, cellular component: plasma membrane. The record is from RefSeq and is a predicted model, not a curated record. Gene Ontology annotation, biological process: cellular response to calcium ion; ERBB2 signaling pathway. The transcript is spliced from 16 exons. The coding region runs from base 124 to 1725 and encodes 533 amino acids. NCBI's taxonomy places the organism in Eukaryota, Metazoa, Chordata, Mammalia, Pilosa, Megalonychidae.